UCUUCACAUAUUCAUACAAACCACCACCAAGCUCAACGGAUAUUCAACAAGUUCAGAAACCCUAGCUACAUGGAGUUCUUCAACAAAGCUAAAGCGGUAAGACUUCGCAGCCACCUCGGCAAGUACCUCACCGCCAAUGACGACGAACACACUGUCUGGCAGAGCCGCAACGGUGCCUCUUGGGAAGCUCGUUGGACUGUAGAGUUUGUUUCAGGUGACAGCCACCUGAUUCGCUUGAAAAGCUUAUACAACAAGUACCUCACAGCCUCAAAUGAACCAUUCUUGCUCGGAUGGACAGGUAAGAAAAUCUUGCAGACAACUCCAACUUCAGAGAGGGAUUUUUGCAUCGAAUGGGAGCCGAUUACCGACGGGUUUCACGUUAAGUUGCAAACGCGAUAUGGGAAGUUCUUGAGAGCGAACGGAGGCACGCCGCCAUGGAGAAACUCGGUUACACAUGAUGUUCCCAAUACAACUGCAACGCAAGAUUGGGUUCUUUGGGACGUUGAUGUGGUGGAAAUAUUACUGGAUUUUCAUUCUUUAUUAGAUUGUGAUACUACUACUAAUGCUUCUAGUCAUCGGAGUUUUUCUUCGAACUCGAAUUCGUGUUCACAGGUUUUUACAGAUUCGGAAAACGGAUCACCGGCAAGAAGUUUAGUUAAAAGAGAGUCUGCCAUGGAAAUCUUCCAGAAAGCAAGAGCGGUUCGUUUCAAGAGCCACCACGACAAGUACUUGUUAGCUGACGAAGAUGAAGAACACGUUUGCCAGGACCGUAAUGGCGCCUGCCAGAAUGCGAAAUGGAAAGUGGAGAUUGUUCCGAACGUAAACGUUGUACGUUUAAAAAGCUGUUAUGGGAAAUAUUUAACAGCUUCAAACAUGCCGUUUUUACUCGGAGUCACCGGGCAGAAAGUCUUGCAAACUCUUCCGAGAAGAUUGGAUUCGUCUCUCGAAUGGGAACCCAUUCGGGAAGGCGUCCAUGUUAAGCUGAAGACGCGGUAUGGCCAUUAUUUGAGGGCAAACGGCGGCGUACCACCGUGGAGAAACUCAGUCACGCAUGACAUUCCACAUAGAACUGCCACACAAGAAUGGGUUAUAUGGGAUGUAGAUGUGUUAGAGAUUCAGAAACCAGCUACGAUUCUUCGGUCGCCGACCCCGCCGCCACAGGCAACGCGUCCAGUUAAAAUUCUUGAGAAGAAUGCACCAUCUGAAACCAUUUCUCCUACCGCCUAUUGGCUAAAGUCUCCAACAAUCGAGACUAUUAAUUUAUUUGCAACUUCACCAUUGAAAGCUGAGGGAAGACAUAUUAUUUAUGACUUAACUGAUGAAAAUGGCAAUGUUGAUGAAUCAAAGAGAGAACUUCAUUUCACAUUUAAGGGAAUUGGGCUGGAGGAAUUGAAACAAUCUAUAAAAGAAGAGACAGGGUUGGAUGAUAUCGUCGUUUGUUCGCGAAAUCCAUUGAAUGGGAAGCUGUAUCCUCUCAAGUUACAUCUUCCUCCAAAUAAUGUCACCAUGCAUGUUGUUGUGGUUCCUUCAACAGCUGAAGUGGCAAAGGAUCUCAAGUAGAUAGCCAGCUGGGGAUCUUCAGCUAGCAUAGUAUUAAUUUGUAACAUAUGAUGUAUGUUUGUUUGGGUUUCAUCUUGCUUUUGCAUGGCAUUAGAGAAAUAGAAUGA
Molecule: messenger RNA, 1667 nt
Organism: Pistacia vera
Lineage: Eukaryota; Viridiplantae; Streptophyta; Magnoliopsida; Sapindales; Anacardiaceae
Exons: 4
Coding region: 70-1560 (496 amino acids)
Source: RefSeq, a predicted model, not a curated record